AGAGGAGCUGCGCACUCACAACAACACAGAAACACGCCGAGAUAAAAACCCCGACAAGAAACCCUGCCCUUAGCUCUCCACGGAGACUUAAGUCUUAUUUUAUACAGAUUUACCCCCCCCCCACCCCCACAUCUCUCUCUCUCAGAUCUGCUGUUGUCAGGAUGCCUUUUCUCGGGCAGGACUGGAGGUCACCGGGUCAGAGUUGGGUAAAAACCGAAGAAGGAUGGAAAAAGACAACAGCUGACGACAAAAACAACAAUGUCUCGAUGGAGAGCUUCUGCAGAAAAGAGGAAGAGUGUUUCAACAAGGAGAACCUGCUGCUCUCUCUCGGCUACGACAUGGCUGCCAAGAAGAGGAAAAAAGACCUCAUGAACAACAACACCAAGGUCCCCUAUUUCCACAGGGAAAAGUGGAUUUAUGUUCAUAAAGGAAGCACCAAAGAGCGCCACGGAUAUUGUACGCUUGGAGAGGCCUUCAACCGCUUGGAUUUCUGCAGCGCCAUCAAGGACACAAGGAGGUUUAAUUACGUUGUCAGACUCCUGGAGCUCAUUGCCAAGUCCCAGCUCCCCUCGCUCAGUGGAGUGGCCCAGAAGAACUACAUGAAUAUUCUGGAAAAAGUAGUCCAGAAAGUCUUAGAUGACCAACAGAACGUGCGUCCCAUCAAGGAACUGCUGCAGACGCUCUACAUCUCGCUGUGCAGUCUGGUUCAGGGCACGGGCAAGUCUGUCCUGGUGGGGAACAUCAACAUCUGGAUGCACCGCAUGGAGAACAUCUUGCAGUGGCAGCAGCAGCUGGACAGCAUCCAGAUACACAGACCCACAUCUACAGACAUGACUCUGACCGACCUGCCUGCCAGUCUGCAGCUGAACAUCAUGCAGCGUCUUACGGACGGCAGGGACCUGGUCAGUCUGGGCCAGGUGUGUCCGGAUCUGGGGAGCCUGUCGGAGGACCGGCUACUGUGGAAGAGGCUCUGCCAGUAUCACUUCACAGACAGACAGAUUCGCAAGCGGCUGAUGAUGUCUGAUAAAGGUCACUUGGAGUGGAAGAAGAUGUACUUUAAGUUGAGCCGUUGCUAUCCUCACAGAGAGCAGUACAGUGACACCCUGCACUUCUGCACACACUGCCACAUCCUCUUCUGGAAGGACACGAACCAUCCCUGCACAGCCAACAACCCGGAGAGCUGCACCACGUCCCUCUCCCCUCAGGACUUUAUCAGUCUGUUCAACUUCUGACCCCUCCCCCGGCACACAUGCCGACCAUGAACUGACCGGACAUACUGUUACUGUACAUAGAAAUGCACAAUAUUUUUGUUUCGUUUCACAGUCGAGUCCUGUCCUGGAUGUAUAUUUGUUUGCAGAAAGACUCUGGAGGGGGACGCAGGCAGUGGGACAACUAUGCAAUGUUUUUUUUUUUUUUUUGUUUUGAGUGCACAGAAGCAUCUGAGAGGUUCACUGUUGAAAGCAAGUGAAUGUGGUGCAGAGCUAAAGUGAGGUGGAUGCAACUGGGUUUUGCUUUUGGUGGCGAGGAGAACAAAGGGUAUUGACUCAUAGUGUAUGGGUGUUUCUGAAAUUGCACCUCCCUUUUUUUUUUUUUUUUUCUAAACCUGCAAAACAACUUGGUUUUGGUUUUUAAACUUGUAUUUCAAUCUUUUUCCUUGAACAUAAGGGUUUUAUUUUUACGUUGUUAUAUUACAAGGCCGGUCUUUAAAUGGAGAGGUGCAGUGUCUUUAAUGUUGUGAUCGAGGGUUGGCUGUAAUAUAGAUUUUUGGCAGCAGGAUGGUGUUGCGUUGGAGCAGCGCGAUGAUGAAUGGAAGAGAGGAUUUAUAGAUGUAACUCUGAAUAUUUUUGUUUUCUCUUUUUCACUUUUAUAUGGACUUGAUAUUUUUAAAGUUUAGUUUUUUGCUAUUGCAGUUGUGGCAGCAGCACUUGAGUGCAAUAUUACCAAAGAUUGGACUCAGUAUAUCUAUGGCGCGUGCCUUUUUUUUUUUUUUUUUCCAUCAUGAAACUUGAAACAAUAUCGGCACAACUUAAAUAUUGUUGUUUUUCAGAGCUUUCACACCCUGAUGCUGUCUUUUAUUUUAUUGUUUUAAUCAGCAGCUGAAUAAUUUACAGAGGAGUUAAGGUCUGGAGCUCUGGUGCAAAGCUGACCCUUGAUGUUUUACUUUUCCAAAGCCUUCUGCAUGUGUUUGUUUGUUUCUUUGUGCACACAGCUGAUUGUUAUUAUUUAUUGUGGUUUUAUUUUCUGCCAAUGGUUCAAUGCGCACACUUUGAAGAAAAGGGGAAAUUCAGUGUCAUGUGCAGCUUGAGCUCUGCUCGCCUCUUACUGUUCAGACAUUGAAGAAUGAUGUACAUGCUAUGCAAUGCAGUUUAUGUUCUGUUGAAUUAAUAAAUGAAAGAUUCUUAUUUCUGUGUUAUCUGGGGUCCCAACACUCUCACCAAUAGAGAACAGAAGGGUUAACUUUUACUGUUGCAGUCUUGACUGUUUUACAACAUGAAUGCUGAAAGUUUUGAUCAAUGUUAACACAACAACACGGGCCUCCUGCUGGGGCUAAACAAUGAUUGCACAUAAGUGUCUCUUACAGCAAAAGUGUGCCAUCUACUGGCUAUAUUAAGAACUACAGGCCGGAGUGGGUGCCAAUCUAAUAUCUCAGUGGUGGGAAGCAAGGGCGAGGACUGCUGUAAAAUGUUUUGCAGUACUUGUUAUAAUGCUACUUUUUACUCAUCUACAUUAAUCAUUAUUAAUCGUCAUUUAUAUGACCGAUUUCUUUUUUUUUUCACAAGAUUUGUGCCCCCAAUAAUAUGACAAAACCAGUUAUCUCACCUUUUUUGUUACAUCUUGCAAAAAUUGAUUAGUAGUUGGAGUUUCACUAUAAAUGUCAACUAGUUGGCAGCAGCAC
Molecule: messenger RNA, 2896 nt
Organism: Cololabis saira (Pacific saury)
Lineage: Eukaryota; Metazoa; Chordata; Actinopteri; Beloniformes; Belonidae
Gene: fbxo32
Product: F-box protein 32
Exons: 9
Coding region: 162-1232 (356 amino acids)
Biological process (GO): protein ubiquitination
Cellular component (GO): SCF ubiquitin ligase complex; cytoplasm; nucleus
Molecular function (GO): protein binding
Source: RefSeq, a predicted model, not a curated record